This is a messenger RNA of Anguilla rostrata (American eel), 3446 nucleotides long. RefSeq names its product collagen alpha-1(V) chain-like. Gene Ontology annotation, molecular function: extracellular matrix structural constituent conferring tensile strength. The record is from RefSeq and is a predicted model, not a curated record. Gene Ontology annotation, biological process: extracellular matrix organization. The transcript has 33 exons. NCBI's taxonomy places the organism in Eukaryota, Metazoa, Chordata, Actinopteri, Anguilliformes, Anguillidae. Bases 630 to 3446 code for a protein of 938 amino acids.
CCCUAAUUUGGCACACCUGAUGAUACUAAUUAGCAGCUCAACGAGGUCUCUGUUGAAUGAGGUGUGCUUUGUCAGGAUUGGAGUGAAAACUUACAGUGGAUAGGAGUAGAUCUCCAGAAACACGGUUGGGCAUCCCUGUUCUAGAUGGGGAAAGGUGAACGUGCCGCGUGUGCCGUAUCCGGAUUACAAACAUUUAUAUCUAGUGUUGCGGUUGCAACGUGAAGAGUCUAGGGCAGGCAUUGGGAUGCCUGGACACAAUGUCUGAGUGUCUGCACAUGUGUACGCGCAUUGAGUCUUCUGGACCAUCCUGGUUUAAAAUAAUGGACAUGUUUGUAAACUGAUACGAGGGGUACUUAAUUCAGCGGUUUAAAACGUCUUCGGAUUUGGUUACAACAGUGAUUAAAAACGGUAAACUAACGCUAAAUGCGCGUAGAGAAACUCGUUGAAUUUCAUUGGCCUGCAGCAAGGGCGGGGGGCGGAGACCGCGGUGGAAUAUAUCCAGGAGUGCGCAAGCUGAUGGUGUGUGCGUGUUGAGGAAGGCGGUGAUGCUUGAAUUGUGUUGAGCAGUGAAAAGAAUUUACGCUUCGACUGAGGGUGGACAGCUAGAACCCGUCGAGACUGGAUCCGGGAUGCUUCUGACCGAGGAGGUGGACCUGCUGGAGCAGCUCUUCUGGCAGGUGGGGAACAGCAGUAACUCCUCCAUCACCCUGGAGGGACAGAAGUGCCCUGUGCUGCAGGUGGGGCAGUACUCCACCCUCUCCCUGCCCCUGCGCCAGGUCUUUGGAGCCAGAUUUGCGGACGAGUUCAGCCUCCUGCUGCAGCUGCGCAGCACGCAGGAGGAAGAGCGCAGCCUGCUGACCCUCCUGAGCCCCCACAGCCACAUCCUGCUGCAGAUCCGCCUCAACCCCUACACCUUCACCCUGGUCACCACCCAGCAGCGCCACUACGAGUUCCCGGUUGGCGCGCUGUCGGACGGGCGGUGGCACCAGGUGUCGGUGGGCGUGUCCGCGCGGAGCUUGGACCUGCACGUGGACUGCGUGCUGACGGAGAGCGUGAACUGGACGUCCCCUGGAAUGGACAUCGCCACCGACGGCCUGCUGAUGGUGGGCGGCAUCGUCGAGGACUUCGAGACGCCCUUCGAGGGCGGCCUGAGGCAGCUGACGUUCCUGAUGGGCGACCCGGAGGCUGCCCGCGACCACUGCACCCGCCACGUGCCCGCGUGCGGCGGGGUCCCCCCGAAACCCCCUCGCUCACCAAAACCGCCCCGCACCCUGGAGGACCUGAUCCUCUCCUCGAAUGACCUGGAGGACCUGCUGGAGAGUUCCGAGACCUCUCUCGGCAUGCAGGACCCGCUAACCGGGGGCAGUGCCCGUGGUGACGGGUCUACCCCGCUGGGCCCCAUGAGGCCGGGCACGCUGGAGCGGGGCGACGUGUUCCUGCUGGAGGAGGACACGGACCUGGCCGAGCCGAACCUCCCGGCCCCCGGCCGCAAGAAACGCCCGCGUCCCAAGCCCAGCUCCGCCUCCAAGCUCCGGGAGGAGAACAUCACCGCCGACAAGACCAAGCCCGGCGGCGGGGCCCGGCGGCCCUUUCCCGGCAAACCCUCCGAUGACAUCAUCGACCUAGACUCCGCCUCCAACCCCUCCCGGGGCCUGAAGAAAACCCCUGUGGGCGGGAAGACCCCACCCGAGCCUUCCUCGCCCACCAGCGCCUUGCCCCGCCCCCAGCAUCCUGACUCCAACCGGCUGAGGGAGGACGAGGUUCCUCCCUCGACCUCGCCCCCCUCCCCCGUCGACGCCGCCCGGUCCGGGUCGGAAACGGAGACCGUCACGGUGGGGCAGGACCUGGCCACGCCCACGCAGCUCAGCAGCAGGCCGCCGGCGGCGGGCACGCCCUCGGGCACAGCCAAGGCCCCCCCCAGAGACGGUGACAUCGUCCGAGGCUCCGACAACAAGAUGUACAGGGUCCUAAAAGGCCCCCCAGGGCCAACGGGGCCCUUCGGGAAGCCAGGCUGUCCCGGGCCGAGAGGCUAUGCUGGAUAUAAAGGUGACAAGGGUUCCAGGGGGCCGGUGGGUCGGGACGGGCCCAGGGGCAGGCCGGGACCCCUUGGCCCACAAGGGCUGCCAACGUUCUACCUGUGGAGGAACACCCUGGAGGACUGGGCUGCCUUUAGGCGAACCUCCAUCUUCCAGCUGCUGCAAGCGGGCUGGCCUAGAGAACAGGGACCUCCUGGACCAGUGGGAGCCCCAGGAAAGCCAGGCCUGCCUGGGCUGCAGGGGGAACCUGGAGACAGAGGGCCGCCCGGGCGUGUGGGGGACAUGGGUGACCCAGGGCCAAAGGGUGUGGCAGGCAGGAAGGGAAGAAACGGGCAAGAUGGGGAACCUGGACAAGAUGGGCAGCCAGGUCUCCAGGGGCACCCAGGGCCAAAGGGACCUCAAGGAUUCAAAGGAGAGUCGGCCCACCGAGGCGAAAAAGGGGAUGAGGGCCUCGUUGGCGAAGAGGGCCCUUACGGAGAGCAGGGUGAACUGGGAGAGAGGGGUUCUAAAGGGGAGCCAGGUCACCCAGGACCGACUGGCCCACCUGGGCCGAAGGGCAUCAAAGGAGUGGAGGGACUUCAGGGCCCGCCGGGGCCAGAGGGGGAGCCUGGGCCUGAUGGUGACCCAGGACUUCCUGGGCUGAUGGGAGCUCCAGGCCUGACGGGCGCGGUUGGGGCACAGGGGGUGAAUGGAUCUCAGGGUGAUCUCGGACCUGCCGGAACCACUGGCCAUAGGGGCCCUCAGGGUCCACAUGGCCUGGAUGGAAUACGAGGGCCGCCAGGGCCCCGGGGUCCCCAGGGGAAGCUCGGGAAGGAGGGUCUCCCUGGUCCAAAAGGAGACCCAGGCCGGCCAGGGCCUGUAGGCCCCAGGGGAGAGCACGGGUUCGAGGGGCCGAUGGGUGCACCGGGAGCACCGGGCCCUCCAGGGAUUCUGGGAAACGCAGGAAACAGAGGGCCGGACGGGGAGAGGGGGGACUUCGGGCCGAAAGGGGACAGGGGUCUUCAGGGCGCUCCAGGAAUCAGGGGUCCCCAAGGAGAAGAGGGGUCUUCGGGUUUCCCAGGAUUCCUCGGGUCCAAGGGCCAAUCAGGUCCCAAAGGGAUCCAGGGCGAAGAUGGGGAAGAGGGGUCUCGGGGAAAAGCUGGCGUGAUGGGAUUGAAGGGGAACAGAGGGCCGGAUGGCCGCCAGGGCAAGGCAGGAAUCAGGGGGCCUAAGGGUCGUACAGGACAACGCGGGCCUACUGGUAUUCCUGGGAUGUCGGCAGAGAAAUGUACGAUGUGCAGUGAGAGGGAAGAGACUGAGUGGAACGACAAGGUCCACCAGGACAGCCGGGACCGCCUGGUGCCCCUGGACCAAACGGAGACAGAGGUUUCAGUGGGAAGGCAGGUGUGGAGGGGCCCCAGGGACCUGUAG